Molecule: messenger RNA, 892 nt
Organism: Amphibalanus amphitrite
Lineage: Eukaryota; Metazoa; Arthropoda; Thecostraca; Balanomorpha; Balanidae
Product: transcription factor MafG-like
Exons: 3
Coding region: 347-754 (135 amino acids)
Biological process (GO): regulation of transcription by RNA polymerase II
Cellular component (GO): nucleus
Molecular function (GO): DNA-binding transcription factor activity, RNA polymerase II-specific; RNA polymerase II cis-regulatory region sequence-specific DNA binding
Source: RefSeq, a predicted model, not a curated record
ACUGGUAUGCAUUAUGAUCUGCUUAGCUCCCACUCUUCCUUUCUUCACUGCCUUCCUACUUUUAUUACGUUCUUCAUCCCUCUGUCUCUCUCCCUUUUCUAUGCCUCUUCGCUCCCUCUCCCCUCUCUCUCUCUCUCUCUCUCUCCCUCUCUCCCUCUCUCCCAUCCACAACACAGUGUGCUCCCUCCGUACCCAUUUCUGCCGAGUCAUGCUACACCGCUGGUAACGGGCGGCUAAAAGUCACGUGACUGCUGCGCCUCUGACGUCGAACGAUGACAGGCAAAAUUUCCGGCCGCCAUUUGCGAUCCCGUGCAGGGGUCCAGUGCACAUCGUCCCCCAAGGCAGGAUGAAGACAGACAAACGCGAGAAAUAUAGCAAGGCGCCGCUGAGCCCUCCGUCAUCCCUGAUCAGCGAUGACGAACUGGUCACCAUCAGCGUCCGUGACCUCAACAGACAGCUGAAGAUGAGGGGUCUCAGCAGGGAGGAGAUGGUGAAAAUGAAACAACGCAGACGCACGCUCAAAAACAGGGGAUACGCGGCCAGUUGUCGUGUGAAGCGUCUGGAGCAAAAAGACGAACUGGAAACGGAGAAAUCGUCAGAGGAACAGGAGCGCCUGCGUAUGGUGGAGGAUAGUCGCCAGAUGCGCGAGGAGAUCGAGUCGUAUUAUCAGAAAUACGAGGCCAUCAGGAAAUUUGCCCACCUGAAGAAUAUCUUGCUGCCUGUUGAGUUGGACAUUGACGCAAGCAGACUGUAAUCGGAGGGCGAGUAAGCAAUUUCAUUUACGUAUGGUCCAUGCAUAAAUAUGUUGCUCUACAGCAACAAAAUAAUUGUACUUUUUUGCAGUUGCAGCCCCAUUAUAUGUACAUUAUUGAUAGAAUAAAAUAUUUCAUUA